UCUGUGAUCUUUCAGGCUGGACGUGUCGUGAUGACUGCAGGUAUCAGUGCAUGUGGACCACCGUGGGUCUGUACCAGGCAGAGGGCUACAGCAUACCACAGUUUCACGGAAAGUGGCCAUUUGCUCGUUUCCUGUGUUUUGAGGAGCCUGCGUCUGCGCUGGCGUCUCUGCUCAACGGUCUGGCAUGUCUGCUAAUGCUGCUGAGAUACCGCAGCGCCGUCCCUCGACAGAGCCCCAUGUUCCAUACUAUCACCGCAUUCUCACUGGUGAGACAGUGUCUGUCUGCUGUAGUACUGACAACCAUUCUUAUUCAUAACUAG
Molecule: messenger RNA, 320 nt
Organism: Sinocyclocheilus grahami
Lineage: Eukaryota; Metazoa; Chordata; Actinopteri; Cypriniformes; Cyprinidae
Product: post-GPI attachment to proteins factor 3-like
Exons: 2
Biological process (GO): GPI anchor biosynthetic process
Cellular component (GO): endoplasmic reticulum membrane
Molecular function (GO): hydrolase activity, acting on ester bonds
Source: RefSeq, a predicted model, not a curated record